CUUGAGAAUCCUCCAGUUUGAGAAUUGUCUCAAGAAAUUUCAAGCACAAUUGCAGGAAAAUAGGAGGAUGGGUGUGUGAUUGACAUGGUGGCUACUCCAGGCAGCGUUCACAACUGAUUUAUCCCCUUGUAUCCUCCGGGCAACCUCAGCAGGACCUGGACAGGGUGCGAGAGGCUAGUCCUCGGGCUCCCAGGGUCAUGGCAUCUACACUGUUGGGUGGCGGUGACCCGACUCGGCCGAGGUACGACCUGGACUUCUCGGAAGCCAUCAACCAGAGCAUGCAGGUCCCUGCCCGGCUUAAGGUGGCGGGGGGUCCGGGCCUGGAGGACCCCCAGGAGACAGCUGGAGACCUACCCCCGUCCUUCCACAUGCACAUCCCCGACAGGAUCUCCGUGGCAGAGGCGACUGAAGGCAGCCUGCGGCCCCUCUUCCGACAGAACUCUGGCUCCACAUUUACCUCUGUGCCGGUUGACGUUUCGGGGGGGUUGACGACCCUCGUCAGAGCUGGGACUACAGUGUCCAGGAGCGUGGUCCCCCUGGGCCCAGCAGGCCGACUUCAGAGGGAACGGGCUCCUGGUGAGGACUCCCGGCUUUCCCUCCAAAGAGCGAAGAUUGGCCAUGAUCGGCCAAAGAGGGGCAGCAGCCCUGCCCCUGUCUGCCCUCCCUUCAUGCAGGGGAACAGGAUCUUCUGCCUGCAGAACGUCUUCCAGGCAGUGUGGUUCCUGGGCAGCCUCCUCUCUCACCGUCUUCAGGCAUCUCUCAUGCCCCAGGCCCAACCCAGUUCUCAGGAUCUGGGCCCAGCCCUGGAGGCCUCCUUGGAGGACAUGGGUGGGUCAGAGAUCAUGGCAAUGAAAAAACAGCUGUACAAGAUCUCUAGGAGACUGCAGUCUCUGGAGGAGCAGUGCAGUGGCUGGCGGCAGAAGGAACUCCUGCUCUACUCCAUGCUGGUCUCUGCCUGUGUCGUUAACACGUGGCUUUGGAUGAGGAGAUAGACAGUGGCUGCUCCCCCCGUCUCCCCUCCCACUUCAACACUUCUCCCUGCCCCAGAAGAACACACGGGUCAAGAUUUGGGGACAAUGCUUUUCAUGUACUUUUGCCUCAAACACUGAAACUAGAUCAAUCCCCAGACUGACGACUCCAGGAAGUCACCUCCCCCAUGGCCUUUUUCUGGGUGACCUAAAAUGUAAGGGAGGGAGGGGUGCCACACUGCAUCCUACGCAAGGGGAUGUGGAGGGGAUUGAAGAGGGCAAGGGAAGGAGGCGUACUUAUUACCAUGACAACUGGGAUCCUGAAAAUAUUUGUCCGUCAUGCCAAUAUACCUCUGUCCCUCUGAGCCAGAACUGGUCAGAUUGCUUAGGUUAAGGACUUUGCCCUUGUAGUUUCAAGGGCGAGCUCCGGUUAGGCAGGGACAAAGUUAGAAAACGGUGUGGAUGUUGGUGUUGAAAGAGAGUUGUGGUGGUGGCAAUGGAGGGUUAUGGAAUAGGGGCCCAGGGCGUUUUGCUUGCAGGAGGACAGCCAAGUAGUUGUUUAGGGAGGGUGUCUGCUGACCCAUAGCCUCCCCAACACAUGUUCUUUUGCGUGAAGAGGUAAGUGCUGCCCUUGGCUGGUCCAUCUGAAGCAAGCCACAUUGGAGGAGCGGAAUCCUUGGCGUUUCAUUCCUAAAAGCAUUCUAGGAUCCUACGGGCUGACAACGUGUGACUGCUCUGAGGGUUAUGGAACCCUCUGCCUAGAAAUGGGGUUGGAAUUUGGACCUCAAGGGGGAUUUUUGGAGGAACCUCAUGGAACUGAGGAACUGGGCCAACUUGAUUCUUCUCUGUGUGUUGCUCCAAAAUGCUUUUCACAUCGUUCUCUGUGAUUUUCCUUUGACCACUGAAUCCCCAAAGGAUUCAGGCCAAAUAUUCUGCCUCAUGAUUGGGUGAAAACAGUCAUGUAAUGAGCCAAGGCCUAUCUAUUGUUUACCUGUUCUACUGCAGACCCUUGAUAUCAAGGUUUAGAAUGAAGAAUUGAUAGAGGAACCUAUUCACUGAUGUAAGUCCCUGCGUCUUGAUUGGCUCCUAACUAUACAACCAUGGAAUGCCUUCUUCCACUAUUGAGAAUUCUCCUUGUAAGUCUCUGCUUCUUGAUUGGCUCACAGAGGACAUGAACAGUGUUUUGUUUACCUUCCUUCAUCUCCACUCUAGAAUAUUUAAUUGGGCUAUAGGGUUUACAUGUAAGGAACUAGUGACUUUCAAAUCGCAUGCAAUAAUAAUGAUAUUGUUAUUGAUCAUGAAUUAAUCAAGGUGAUAGGAAGACUUUGCACUUUACAAACUUUCCUCUUUAACGAUCAGGCUUCUUGAGGACCACACAAACAUUUUCCCCUUUUUCUCUGUGUGUCGGUCCAAAAUGCUUUUCACAUGGUUCUCUGUGAUUUUUCCGUGACCACUGAAUCCCCAAAAGAUGCAGGCCAAAUAUUUUGCCCCAUGAUUGUAUGAAAGUAGUCAUAAAGUACCACUACCAUGCACAAGCCCACUAGUAUGACAGAGGUAGAUUAAAACCUCAAAUAUUGAAUUUGAUGCUCGGAUGUCUGUUUCAUCCUCCCUCUCUUCCCAUCCAUCAAGAUUGAUUUUGGCAGAAGUCAAUAUCUCUAUAUUGUUCAGCCAGUAAUGAAAUUAUCUUGUGUAUGUUGUGUGUGUGUGUGUAUGAAAAUCUGCUCUCAUCUUGAGUAUUGCUAGAGAUUGAUUUGUUUGUUUUCUGAUGGUUCCCUGCUAGCACAUAACUGAAGACAUUUCCCGUGAGGAUUUGGGAGUGAAUAGUUAUCCCAUUUAUAAAAAAUGAAUUGGUUUGCCUGGUAAGAGCGGGAGGUCAGCUACUGAAUACACAACCACUAAUUACUGGCCAAUUUCCACUGCAAGUAUCAAUCUGUCAUAUUGUAUUUUGUACAAGGCUCAUGCCCUGGGGAAUCUGUUUUCACAAACAUUGAGAUAUCAAUAAAUACAAAGGAAAUAUACCAGAAACAU
Molecule: messenger RNA, 2996 nt
Organism: Tachyglossus aculeatus (Australian echidna)
Lineage: Eukaryota; Metazoa; Chordata; Mammalia; Monotremata; Tachyglossidae
Product: mitochondrial fission factor homolog A-like
Exons: 8
Coding region: 198-992 (264 amino acids)
Biological process (GO): positive regulation of mitochondrial fission
Cellular component (GO): mitochondrial outer membrane; peroxisome
Source: RefSeq, a predicted model, not a curated record